Messenger RNA from Girardinichthys multiradiatus, 2864 nucleotides. It is a transcript of the gene spg7, whose product is annotated as SPG7 matrix AAA peptidase subunit, paraplegin. The transcript has 18 exons. Gene Ontology annotation, molecular function: ATP binding; zinc ion binding; metalloendopeptidase activity. The coding region runs from base 344 to 2770 and encodes 808 amino acids. Gene Ontology annotation, cellular component: membrane; m-AAA complex. The record is from RefSeq and is a predicted model, not a curated record. NCBI's taxonomy places the organism in Eukaryota, Metazoa, Chordata, Actinopteri, Cyprinodontiformes, Goodeidae. Gene Ontology annotation, biological process: mitochondrial protein processing; protein-containing complex assembly.
ACCUCCGUUAAAAGACGAGUGGAACUAGGUUCCAACGUGGCUGAAUAUACCUCACAGUUUCAAACGUGAGACACCACACUCCAUUAUGCAGUUGGGAGGACCGAGCAAAGGAAAUGGAGUUCAGGCUUUGGGUGGCAGUGUCGCUGUGGGAGCCACUUCGUAACCUUCACUGAGCUUCAAAGAAGAAGAAGAGUUGUUUCGGUUGGAUAACAUAGCAUCAUGCUAGCUCCAGACUGAGGUUUGGGUAAAAACAAAUGUGUCUAAAACCGGAUCUUCGUGGAAGACUUACUCCAUGGCUCUGUUUUUGUUAAGUUAAUAUCCACAUUCACCGGUAAUAGACGCCAUGUCAGCUCUUUUGUUGCCGAACAGUGCUGGAAUCUGUAGAAAAUACAGCAGGUGUGUGUUAUGGACCCUCUCAAGGCGAAACUGUCAUGUUUUAACAAACAAAGUGAUAUCCGGUGAAUGUGCUGGGAAUGCGCUGUCCAGGUGUGCUAAUGUCAGGAAGACACUUCAUCUUUUAAGAUCGGAGCGGACACUAACAGGUCAGCCACAGAAGAAACUCAUCCAGAGUCUUCUCCACAAACCUUUGGGUCCUGGCAUGGUUGGACUCAGCAAAGAGUUAAUUAGAAGCAACCUGCUGAGGAACCCUGUUGGUUUAGUUAAUUUAUUAGGGGCAAUUAACUUUUUCAGUGCGUCUCGAGCUAAAAAACAGAAAAAUAACAGUUCUGGGCCAAAAGGAAAAAAUCCCGAAGAAGAUGAAGAGGAGAAGAAACGGCGCGAGCAGGAGGAUCAGAUGUACCGCGAGCGCCUGCGGACGCUGUUCAUUAUAGCACUCAUUAUGAGCCUGCUGAACUCCAUCAAUACCAGCGGCGGCAACAUCUCCUGGAAUGACUUUGUCAACGAGAUGCUGGCCAAGGGAGAGGUGUCCCGUGUGCAGGUGGUCCCUGAGAGUGACAUUGUAGAAAUCUACCUUCAUCCCGGGGCUGUCAUCUUUGGAAGGCCUAGGCUGGCACUCAUGUACAGAAUGCAGGUUGCAAACAUUGACAAAUUUGAGGAAAAGCUGCGAGCAGCAGAGGAGGAACUAAACGUCGACACUAAGGACAGGAUACCAGUGUCGUACAAACGCACUGGAUUCUUUGGAAAUGCAGUCUAUGCUCUGGGAAUGGCGGCUAUAGGUGUGGCUAUUCUCUGGUAUAUCUUCCGACUUGCAGGCAUGGGCGGCAGAGAAGGGGGCUUCAGUGCUUUUAAUCAGCUGAAGAUGGCCAAGUUCACCAUUGUUGAUGGUAAAUCCGGUAAAGGUGUGAGUUUUAAAGAUGUAGCCGGCAUGCACGAGGCUAAGAUGGAGGUAAAGGAAUUUGUUGACUACCUCAAGAGUCCAGAACGAUACCUGCAGCUGGGAGCCAAGGUUCCUAAAGGAGCAUUGCUACUCGGGCCCCCAGGAUGUGGGAAGACCCUGCUGGCCAAGGCUGUAGCAACAGAGGCUCAGGUGCCAUUUCUGGCUAUGGCUGGCUCUGAGUUUGUGGAGGUCAUUGGAGGUCUUGGUGCUGCCAGGGUCAGGAGUCUGUUUAAAGAGGCCCGUGCUCGAGCACCUUGCAUCGUCUACAUCGAUGAGAUCGAUGCUGUGGGAAAGAAGCGCUCCACCAAUAUGUCAGGUUUCUCCAACACUGAGGAGGAGCAGACUCUCAACCAGCUCCUGGUGGAGAUGGAUGGAAUGGGAACAACAGACCACGUCAUUGUCCUUGCCUCCACUAACAGAGCAGACAUAUUGGAUAAUGCUCUUAUGAGGCCAGGCAGGCUUGACAGACACAUCUUCAUAGAUCUUCCCACUCUGCAGGAGAGGAAGGAGAUCUUUGAGCAACAUCUGAAGAUCUUGAAGCUGACUCAACCAGCUCAUUUCUAUUCUCUGCGUCUGGCUGAGCUCACCCCUGGGUUCAGCGGCGCAGACAUUGCAAACAUUUGUAACGAAGCUGCACUGCACGCCGCCAGAGAGGGUUUCAAGUCCAUUGAUACUUUCAACUUUGAGUACGCUGUGGAAAGAGUGAUAGCGGGGAGCGUGAAGAAAAGCAAAAUCCUGUCUAAAGAAGAGCAGAGGGUGGUUGCCUUCCACGAGUCGGGACACGCCUUGGUAGGAUGGCUGCUCGAGCACACAGAGGCAGUGAUGAAGGUCUCCAUUGCUCCACGGACGAAUGCAGCCCUGGGUUUUGCUCAGAUCUUACCCCGCGACCAGUACCUGUUCACCAAGGAGCAGCUGUUUCAGCGCAUGUGUAUGGCUCUGGGAGGAAGAGCGUCAGAGGCCAUCACUUUUAACAAGGUCACCACAGGAGCUCAGGAUGACUUGCGGAAGGUGACACGUGUGGCUUACUCUAUGGUAAAGCAGUACGGCAUGUGCGACAGCGUGGGACAGGUCUCGUUCCCUGAGACGGAGGAGCAAGGUGCCAUUGGCCGGCGUCCUUUCAGCCAAGGCCUGCAGCAACAGAUGGAUCAUGAGGCUAAGAUGUUAAUAGCUCGUGCAUACAGACACACAGAGAAGCUGCUACUGGACAACAGGGACAAGCUGAUUCUGUUGGCCAAUGCUCUGUUGGAGCGUGAGGUGGUGAACUACGACGACAUCGAAGCCUUGCUGGGCCCGUCGCCGUUUGGGCCGAAGAAAAUCAUCCUCCCACAGAGCUGGGUGGAGGCAGAGAGGGACAAGCAAGACGUAGAAGAGGAUGAACCACCGCCACCUUCCAGUAAACGCAGAGACGAGGACGUCGAUCAACAAUUAGUCUGAUGUUUGCACUGUGUCUAAAAGCUCAUUAUAAGCUGCUGCUUUUUGUUGCUCCAUCAGGAGCUGAUGGGAAGUUAAUAAAAGCAGGGAAUCCUCA